Messenger RNA from Sebastes umbrosus (honeycomb rockfish), 2186 nucleotides. It is a transcript of the gene rab1ba, whose product is annotated as zRAB1B, member RAS oncogene family a. The transcript is spliced from 6 exons. The record is from RefSeq and is a predicted model, not a curated record. Bases 278 to 883 code for a protein of 201 amino acids. Lineage: Eukaryota; Metazoa; Chordata; Actinopteri; Perciformes; Sebastidae. Gene Ontology annotation, molecular function: GTP binding; GTPase activity.
ACUUCCGCACCUGCGCAGCCAUCUUGAGCCUCUAAAGCAGCAACGGACACAGAGAAGAGAGAGAAAGACAGAACAUAAUAGAAAUACAACAAACAGCCUUAACGAGAGGAAACGGAGGAUAUGUCCGCUAGAAUCAAGGACCUAUGAACACAAUAAAGGUCUAAUAAUACAGAGGAAACGGUUACGGAGACGGUAGAAACAGACCCGGACCUACAAGUCAUCUUUAUUCUUCUACCGGAGUAGGAAGAGAAGAGAACAACACCUCCAGAGAGACACCAUGAAUCCUGAAUAUGACUAUCUGUUCAAGCUCCUGCUCAUUGGAGACUCUGGAGUAGGAAAGUCCUGUCUUCUGCUUCGCUUUGCUGACGACACCUACACAGAGAGCUACAUCAGCACCAUUGGGGUGGACUUUAAGAUCCGCACCAUCGAGCUGGACGGCAAGACCAUCAAACUGCAGAUUUGGGACACCGCCGGUCAGGAGAGGUUUCGUACCAUCACCUCCAGUUACUACCGCGGAGCCCAUGGCAUCAUAGUUGUAUAUGAUGUGACAGAUCAGGAGUCCUAUAACAAUGUCAAGCAGUGGCUUCAGGAAAUCGACCGCUACGCCAGUGAAAAUGUCAACAAGCUUCUGGUGGGCAACAAGUGUGACCUGACCACUAAGAAAGUAGUGGACUACACAACAGCCAAGGAGUUUGCCGAUUCUUUGGCCAUCCCCUUCCUGGAGACGAGCGCCAAGAACGCCACCAAUGUAGAGCAGGCUUUCAUGACCAUGGCCGCAGAGAUCAAGAAGCGCAUGGGUCCCGGGGCCACGGCCGGCGGCGACAAGCCCAACUUGAAAAUCGAUAGCACCCCCGUCAGGCAGUCCGGAGGGGGCUGCUGUUAAAAGACCACCACCACCACCCCCAACCAUCACCUCUACCAUUUCCACUGAAAUCUCCCUUUUCUUCUCCUUCUGUGUUCCCUCCCCGUCAUCUCUGCCACUCCCACACCCCCACCGGUCCUCCAUAACACCCUGUAACCCACACCCAACUCCCUGACUCCCCUUCUGUCAGCCCGUCUGGAGAUCCGGGGGAUGGUGUUAAGAUCAGGAAAUGGAUUGAAACUUUACAAGGGUUAAUUUGGGUCUGUACACCCGUCAAAUAACCGAGAGAGGAAAGCGAUCAGUCUGUGAGGGACAGAAACAGCCACCGAGACCACUUUAACUUUCUGCCAAGAGGACGGAAAGAAAACAGAUUCGGGGGGAGAUUGGUAUUGAUUUAGAGUGGAAUGGAGGCAGUGGAAGAUUAGGUUUAGAUACAGUGAGCUUAUCUCUAUACACACACACACACACACACACACACACACACACACACACACACACACGCACACACAUAUACACACACACACACACUCAAACACACUGUAGUGGGGUGGCAAGGGUUAAAGAGAUUUUGGCCAAACACUUUUCUCCUCAGGCUGUGUCUGUCUACGCUGAUCUCAUCUUAGGGCCACCCCCCCACCUCGCCCCAGCCCAACUUUUCUAUUUACCUGCACACACACACACACACACACACACACACACACUCGCACACACACACACACAGGUGCAGUGUGCUUGAGUCACACACUGUAAAUGUGAAGUGUUCCUGAACAGUGACUCAUCAUUGGCAUUUAUUGACGAAGAUCCAGGGGAAGCCCAUUCGGUGAGCCUCCCUCCUCUCCCUCCAUCUGUCCUCUACCUCGGCUACCACUCUCACUCUCUUAAGGUGUGUUCAGACAGGAAGCAGAAGGGGAAUAUCCACGUUAUGUCACUCACGUUGAAUUUUACCCACACAGUUUAACACGGGUGAUAAUAAUCUGUCUGGGCACAUACCUGGUGUCCUUGACUUGCUGUUAUACUGUUCAAUUUGUAUGUCAGUUUAAAAGAAAUACUAAGUUCUGCCAACUAUGAGCAAAUGAUGACACAGCAGUACUUGGAAAAUAUCCAAUCAGAUCGCAGCGGGUCAACAGGCAAUCAGCUUCACUUGGCAUCAAAUUUGUGCCAUCCCCUUUCAUUGCCAAACACUUUGGGCAAGCUUAUUGCAGUUUUCCCCACAUAGCGGCCUAUUGUUGCGAGGGCUUUUAAAACACCAUGUUAAAACUAUUCUAUCAGCCACUGACCUUAAACUGUAUGAUAAAUAAUAAUAAAUAACAGCAGCAUCAAGGAA